GACUGAUCCAAACUUGCGGUGAAGUUGCAAAACAGUUAUCAGCGAGUGAAGCUGCAAAGAUGCGCUGUAGAUAGUUAAUAACAGUUAAAGUAUAUAAAUGUCAUUAUUAACAGACUUUGUGGAUUGUGUGUGCGUGCAACUGAUUAUAUGAUGGAAGUGAAAAAGGACAGUCAAGCUGAAAUAAAUGAACCAGGUGAGAAACAUCAGAAUGUAAAAACAAAACGUAAUGUUUCAGAGAAAGGAUCUCUGAGAACAGAAGACAAAAAAUGUGAAAAGAGUUUUAGUAAAGAUGGACACCCUGUGGAUCACAAGAGGACUCAAAAUGCAGAGAAACCAUUCACAUGUCUUCACUGUGGAAAGAGUUUUGCCAAAAAAUCAACGUUUACAGUCCACAUGAGAGUUCAUACUGGAGAGAAACCAUUCACAUGCCAGCAGUGUGGGAUGAGUUUUGCCCAAAAAAACCACCUUGACAACCACAUGAACAUUCACACUGGAGAGAAACCAUUCACAUGUCAACAAUGUGGAAAGAGUUUUGCCAAAAAAUCAACGUUUACAGUCCACAUGAGAGUUCACACUGGAGAGAAACCAUUCACAUGCCAGCAGUGUGGAAAGAGUUUUGCCCAAAAAAAACACCUUGACAACCACAUGAAAAUUCACACUGGAGAGAAACCAUUCACAUGCCAGCAGUGUGGAAAGAGUUUUGCCCAAAAAAAACACCUUGACAACCACAUGAAAAUUCACACUGGAGAGAGAUCAUUCCCAUGUCAUCAUUGCGAAAAGAGUUUUAGUAAAGAUGGACACCCUGUGGAUCACAAGAGGACUCAAAAUGCAAAGAAACCAUUCACAUGUCAACAAUGUGGAAAGAGUUUUGCCAAAAAAUCAACGUUUACAGUCCACAUGAGAGUUCACACUGGAGAGAAACCAUUCACGUGUCAACAAUGUGGAAAGAGUUUUGCCCAAAAAAACCACCUUGACAACCACGUGAAAAUUCACACUGGAGAGAAACCGUACAAGUGCCAUCACUGUGAGAAGAGUUUCAAGUUUAAAAGAUACCUUAAUAACCACAUGAAAAUUCACACUGGAGAGAAAGCAUUUGAAUGUCAUCAAUGUGGAAAGUUUUUCAGAGGUUAUAGUAACCUUAAUAGACACAUGAAAAUUCACACGGGAGAGAAACCAUUCACAUGCCAGCAGUGUGGAACGAGUUUUGCCCAAAAAAACCACCUUGACAACCACAUGAAAAUUCACACUGGAGAGAAACCAUUCACAUGCCAGCAGUGUGGAAAGAGUUUUGCCCAAAAAAACCACCUUGACAACCACAUGAAAAUUCACACUGGAGAGAAACCAUUCACAUGCCAGCAGUGUGGAAAGAGUUUUGCCCAAAAAAAACACCUUGACAACCACAUGAGAAUUCACACUGGAGAGAAACCAUUUACAUGCCAGCAGUGUGGAAAGAGUUUUGCCCGAAAAAAACACCUUGACAACCACAUGAAAAUUCACACUGGAGAGAGAGCAUUCCCAUGUCAUCAUUGUGAAAAGAGUUUCACGUGUAAGGGUCAGCUUAAGAGACACGUGAGAAUUCACACUGGAGAGAAACCGUACAAGUGCCAUCACUGCGAGAAGAGUUUUACCACCAGUGGUAACCUAAAUACACACAUAAAAACUCACACCGGAGAAAAACCAUUCAUGUGUCAACAGUGUGAAAAGUGUUUUUCAAAUUCAAGCCAUCUUAAUAGACACAUGAGAGUUCACACUGGAGAGAAACCGUUCACAUGUAAACACUGUGGGAAGAGUUUUACAUGGAAAUGUAGUUUCAGAAUUCAUCUGCGCUCUCACUCUGGAGAAAAGUCAUUUAAAUGUGAUGAGUGAAGUAAAAGGUUUAAAUCCUCAUCACACUGCUAACCCUGAUAUUGUCUUUACUUAAAGAAGUGAAGUAAACAUCACUUAAAUAUUUUGUGUUUUGAAGCCAAAGCUUAAAAAAGUUUAGUUGAUUUAACUUUUAAGCUUACAAAAUCCAUUCAACUAAAACAUUCAAGUAGAAUGAACUUAAAAUUAUUAGUUCAUGUUGUGAGGAAUACCCAUAAUCCUUUGCGCCUUAAUAUUUUGAUUAUUUUCAGAUUUUUCAAAGAAUAAAAACUGAUAAGAACGUUCACUACUUACUAAUCACUCAAUGACUGUCAGUCAUCAAUUCUGUUAUAAUACCAUUUAUAACUUCAAAAGUAAUAUAAAGUGUUAAAACUAAAGUUAUUUAGUGCAAUGGGUUUCCUUGCAAAUUUCUAGUAAUGUCAACUAAUCCGGGUUAAGAGUGCAGGAAAAUGAGAAGAAAUUAAAAAAUUAAGUCUAUUCAACUUAAAAUUGUUGUUAGAACAGUUUAUAUGUUUAAGUAAACUUCACUUAAAGCAACACUAUGUAGUUUUUUUACCUUUAAAUAAUGUCUCUAAAAUUAUUUCAGUGACAGAACAACUUUUAACUGGACAAAUUGUAGUGUUGCUGCAACCUGAGCAGCCUCCUAUCUGCAACAAGCACACUCUGAAAGUGGCGGUGGAGGGUAGGAAACACAGCCCCGCCCCUCCCCCUGACUGCAGAAGAGUGUCUGAUACCAGGCACUGUUGCGCUUUUCAACCACAUGGGGGAGCUGUAAGUCAUUUUUACAUGGAAACUACAUAGUGUUGCUUUAAAGUUGUUAAGUAAUCAUUACCUAAAUUAUUUUAGGGCAACAAGUUUGCUUAAUUUUUUUUAAUAUACUCAACUUAUCCGGGCUUACAGUGCACAUCUGAAGAGACAUGUUUGAAAUAAAAAAAACAUGUUGGUUUGAGAUGUUUUAUGUGCUUUGAGUGUGAACAAGGUACAACUACUGGAUUUAACCCCCAUGUUCAGUUUGGGACCCUCAGACCCUCUUCAAGUUUUUUAUUCUGAUAUUUCAUGACGUUUUAGUUACAUAAGAUACAUUUAGAAAUGAAUUUUUUUACCUGUGAUGAA
Messenger RNA from Paramisgurnus dabryanus, 2976 nucleotides. RefSeq lists its product as uncharacterized. NCBI's taxonomy places the organism in Eukaryota, Metazoa, Chordata, Actinopteri, Cypriniformes, Cobitidae. The record is from RefSeq and is a predicted model, not a curated record. Gene Ontology annotation, biological process: regulation of gene expression. Gene Ontology annotation, cellular component: nucleus.